UUCGCUUUGUAAUCCUUCGUUGUAUAUGAAGUCGUGAAUUACACUGUAAUGUCUACUUUGGUUUGCUUUGGUUGGAUUUGAGGUUGUCAAUAGUAUAAAAGAGAAGUUUAAAUGAAAAUGUAAUUUACGUACUGAGUACAAGACGUGAUAUCAGAUUUUCUUAUCUUUUGUUGUAAAGCACCUUCAUCCUACUAUAAAAGUUAUACUUAAACGUUUUAGGAUUAAAUUGAUAUGUAAGGAGAUAAAUAAGAAAAUAUGACAACAGAUGAUAAUUUGUACUGGUAUCAUGGUAGGACGUCUAGAGAGGCUGCCGAAGAAUUGUUAUUAAGUGAUGAAAAGAGACAGAAUGGAUUAUUCUUGGUGAGGGAGAGUAGCACAGCAGCAGGAAACUAUGUACUGUCUGUGCUGUACAAAGGUGAAGUCGUUCACUAUCAAAUAGUGAGACAUGGAGAGGAUGCUUUCUUUUCAAUAGAUGAGACAACAAUAACUCAUGGGUUAGAGACACUAAUAGAUAUGUAUCAGAGGAGUGCUGAUUGCCUGGUCACGAAGCUGACCGUUCCGAUCAAGAAGGACCCUCCGCCCCACGACUCCCGAAGACAUGGACGCACCAAUCUGCUUCACAGGGCCACUAAGGAAGGUAACUACACAGUCGCAUCAGAGCUACUGAAAUGUGGAUACAGGAGCUUAGAAGCAAAGAAUGAAGAAGGGCAGACUGCUGUUCAUCUUGCAUGUAGACUAGGAAUAAAUAACAUCUUAGAAAAACUCAUAAACAGUGGAAUCACUACAAAUUGUCUGGAGAAAUUGGUGAAUUGUAGGGAUACAGAUGGCUACACACCUUUACAUUAUGCUUGUCAAAGUAAUUUGCCAAAUACUGUCUGCUUACUAAUCACCAAGGGAAAAGCAAAUGUCCAGAUCCGCAAUCCUUCAACAGGGUGUGUGCCUCUACAUGAAGCUGCUAGCAGAGGACACAAGGAAGUAGUGCAGGCGUUGCUGUCUAUGAAGGCUCCCCUACUGCCAAGAACUGCUGCCAACCAAACACCAUAUGAUCUCGCACUUCAGAAUGGUUUCGAGUCCUUGGCACAACUUCUUUCUAGUCACAAGUUACCAGAGCCAACCACCAGCAAGUCUGAAUGGUACCAUGGAACAUUAGAUCGAAAUGAAGCCACAUCAGUGUUAAAAACUGCAGGGAAACAAGAUGGUGCAUUUUUGGUACGUUACAGUGACCAAAAAAAGGGAUAUGUUCUCACCAUGUGUUACUCACAACAUAUAUACAACUUUCAAAUACAGAUGAUGGGAGAGUGUUACUUCAUUGAUGAUGGACCACUCCUGGAGUCACUGGAGGCUCUGGUUGAACAUUACACCAUAUGGGGGCCAGAUGGCCUGCCCACCAACCUCAGGUGGCCCCAACCUCCUCGACCUGCUCCUCCCGUGCCCAGCAACCCUAGACCAUCUCUUCGUAAUGGAUUAUCCCCAGUUUCCACUCUACCACUGAAGCAGCGGAGAUCUAGAAGCUUACAGAACACGUCGAGUCACACGAGCACACUCCCUCUCCCUGAGAGAAAUAAACCAAGGCCUAAACUGAGCCAGUGGAGUAUAGCUCCCUCCCAGUCAGAGUCAGCUGAUGACAUCCCCUUACCUCCAACUCUCCCUCCUGCCAAGUACAUUCCACCUCAUCAAGGUUAGUCUAAAAUGUAUACUGUUACAAUU
Messenger RNA from Homalodisca vitripennis (glassy-winged sharpshooter), 1707 nucleotides. RefSeq names its product tyrosine-protein kinase Shark-like. The transcript has 10 exons. The record is from RefSeq and is a predicted model, not a curated record. NCBI's taxonomy places the organism in Eukaryota, Metazoa, Arthropoda, Insecta, Hemiptera, Cicadellidae. Bases 256 to 1683 code for a protein of 475 amino acids. Gene Ontology annotation, molecular function: protein binding.